CUCUCUUCCUUCCCCCACGCUCGCAGUCGCAGGCAGGACCUGAAGAAAUUGGGGUUCGGGCGGUUGGCGAGGCGAUGGCGGCGGUGAGGCUGACCCCGAACGCCGUGGAGGCGGUGCUGGCGGGGGACGUUAACCUCAGGCCAAUCGUGCAAGUCCUCGACGUGCGCUGCGUCAACGUCAGCGCCGAUAGAUGGCGCGGCAAUGUCUCCGACGGCGUCAACACCGUCCCCGCGCUGUUCGCCGGGCAGCUCAGCGCCCUCGCGCGCUCCGGUGCUGUCCGGGGCGGCACCAUACUGCAGCUCGAUGAGUACGUCAUCAACAACGUUGGGGGCGGGCCCCGAAGGAUCAUUGUCGUUCUGAAUAUGACAGUUCUUCGUGCUGAGUGUGACAUCAUUGGGAAUCCGACGAUUACUCCAGAAACUAGACUUCCUAACCAAAACCACUCGGGAGCGGAGCAAUUUAAUGGAAUACGCCAACCUUCUGUGGCAGCAAACUCCUUGAACACACCAACCAUGCUCGGUCACCAAGCUCCGGUCUUCCAACCAACUGCGCAACCAUCCUAUCGCCCUGCACCCAGUUACAAAAACCACGGACCAAUUGCCAAAAAUGAAGCCCCUGCUAGGAUAAUCCCCAUAUCUUCUUUAAAUCCUUAUCAGGGCCGUUGGGCUAUCAAGGGUAGAGUUACUGCCAAGGGAGACAUCCGUCGGUACCACAAUGCAAAAGGUGAAGGUAAAGUGUUCAACUUUGACCUGCUUGAUUCUGAUGGGGGUGAGAUACGGGUGACAUGCUUCAAUGAUCUCGUUGAUCGUUUCUAUGAGGUUGUGGAAGUUGGUAAGGUCUAUGUGGUAUCAAGGGGAAACUUGAAACCUGCACAGAAGAACUUUAACCAUCUGAACAAUGAGUGGGAGAUUGUAUUGGACAAUGGAUCAUCAGUGGAUCUUUGUCCUGAUGAGAACAGCUCCAUUCCCUCCCAGCGGUUUAACUUCAGACCGAUCAGUGAAGUUGAGGAUACUCCGAAUGCUACUAUCCUUGAUAUGAUAGGUGUUGUUAUCUCUGUCAGCCCUUGCACCACAAUACAGAAGAAAAAUGGCAUGGAAACUCAGAAAAGAAUUAUUAACCUGAAGGAUAUGUCUGGUCGAAGUGUUGAUGUAACCAUGUGGGGUGAAUUUUGCAACAGAGAAGGCUCACAGCUGCAAGAAACUGUUGAACGCGGGGUCUUCCCUGUUUUGGCUGUCAAAACAGGAAGAGUAAAUGAUUUUGGUGGCAAGUCUGUUGGCACAAUUUCUUCCUCUCAACUUCUCAUAGACCCUGAUAUUGUCGAAGCUCAUAGUCUCAGGCAAUGGUUUGAUGGUGGAGGAAGGGAUGCUUCCACUCAGUCCAUAUCCAGGGAUGCCACUCCUGCAGCAUCAAGGAACGCUAUCCGAAAGACAGUAGCUCAAAUCAAGGAGGAAGGUCUUGGGAUGGAGGACAAACCUGAUUGGGUUACAGUUAAAGCCUCUGUUAUAUUCUUCAAGAACGAGAACUUCUGCUACACAUCUUGCCCUAACAAGGAAGGUGACAGGCAAUGUAAUAAGAAAGUGACAAAGGGGACCUCUGGCUUGUGGUACUGUGACAAAUGCAAUAGAGAAUUUACAGAGUGCGACUAUAGAUAUCUUCUGCAGCUACAGAUUCAAGAUCACUCGGGAACAGCUUGGGUGACGGCAUUUCAAGAGGCUGGGCAAGAGUUACUUGGUGUCUCGGCGUCAGAUCUCAGCAGGUUCAAAGAGGAGGAAGAUCCUCGUUUUGCAGAGACCAUGCUCCGAUGUUUGUUCCAGGAUUAUCUGCUGAGGCUGAAAGUCAAAGAAGAAACAUACGGGGAUGAGCGGAGAGUGAAGAACACCUUGGCCAAAGUGGAGAGGUUUGAUCCCGCGGGAGAAAGUAAAUAUCUGCUCGAUACAAUUUCAAGGUUGGUGGCGUCUUAGUAGUGAGUUUCACCCCCUCAAGAUGCUGGCUGUGUCUAUAACCGUUCUCUUGCUUGCAAGGCCGAAGGUUUACUUACAAUAUCAAGGGAUUUGUUCAGUUUAAGAGGCUGAUAUGCUUUUGAUGUGUUAGCUACUCUUAGAGCAUGUCGAUGCCUCGGCCUAUUUAGACUCUGUGUCCUCUUCAUGGAGCAAUUCAGAAGUACGUAGGAAUAGCUAUUAAAACAUAUUAAUAUCUCGGCUUAGGACUCCGUCCUUUUUAACUGAGCAUUGCAGUUAUUAUUUACCAUGAAUCUGAAAGAACAGUAUAAUGGUUUAUUUUUGCAUCACCUCUAAUCUUACCUAAAAGCACCAUAUUUGUGGUA
This is a messenger RNA of Brachypodium distachyon (stiff brome), 2323 nucleotides long. RefSeq names its product replication protein A 70 kDa DNA-binding subunit A. Bases 75 to 1961 code for a protein of 628 amino acids. Gene Ontology annotation, molecular function: damaged DNA binding; single-stranded telomeric DNA binding. Lineage: Eukaryota; Viridiplantae; Streptophyta; Magnoliopsida; Poales; Poaceae. Gene Ontology annotation, biological process: DNA replication; nucleotide-excision repair; telomere maintenance via telomerase. Gene Ontology annotation, cellular component: DNA replication factor A complex; nucleus. The transcript is spliced from 2 exons. The record is from RefSeq and is a predicted model, not a curated record.